UGUCAGUCUGAAGCGGUUCGGUCUCAUCACACCGCGGUCUCUGGUGACAUUAAUUCGCUUUAUUAAACUAAUUCGAACUUUCUUUCUGAAAUGAGAAACUGAAAAUAAAAAGUCGGGACGUUUUUUUCUCCUCCGGAUCACCUCAGCGACCCUGACCAGGGAGCCAGUUUGAGCUCCAGCUCGGUUGUGAAGAUGAGCUCCGUGUGGAAGCGGUUACAGAGGGUCGGAAAAAAAGCCACCAAGUUCCAGUUCGUAGCUUCAUACCAGGAACUGAUGGUGGAGUGUUCCAGAAAGUGGCAGCCUGAUAAACUGCGGGUGGUUUGGACCAGGAGGAACCGACGGAUCUGCUCCAAACUGCACGGGUGGCAGCCGGGCAUUAAGAACCCGUACCGAGGGAUGGUGGUGUGGCCGGUACCCGAAAACGUGGACAUCACCGUCACGCUGUUCAAGGAUCCUCAUGCUGAUGAGUUCGAGGAUAAAGACUGGACCUUCGUCAUCGAAAACGAGACGGCGAAGGGUCAGCGGAAGGUUUUAGCCUCGGUGGAUCUGAACCUGAAGAGGUUUGCGAGCGCCGCCAUGACUCAGACUGAUGUGACGCUGAAGCUGAAGCCGCUAUCGGUGAAGGUCGUUGAAGCGACGCUGAAGCUUUCGCUCUCCUGCGUCUUCCUCAAGGAGGGAAAAGCUACGGACGAGGACAUGCAGAGCGUGGCGAGUCUGAUGAGCGUGAAGCCGGCGGAUAUCGGCAACCUGGAUGAUUUUAACGAGAGCGACGAGGAAUCAGACAAGAGAUCCGUUAGCGGUGCUAGCGUUAGCGGUGCUAGCGUCAGUUCAGAGCGGAGACUGUCGCUGAGAAACCCUCCCGCAGGUUCUGCUCUCUCUCAUCCUGUCCUGGUUUCUGUCUCUAAUCCCACCCUGCCGUCCCGCCCCCCUCUACCUGCUCCCUCCGCCCCUCUGCCCCGCCCGUCACCGCCCCCCUCCGGCCAGCGGGGGGCGCCGCCCCUCACACACCCACACACUCACACGCCCCACCCCGGGGCGUCGCCUCCGACCCUGCCCUCCAUCUUCCAGCCUUCACGUGGAUCAGCCCCAGCCUCGUUUCAGAGGAGACUCUCGGCUACUGAUGACAUCACAUCCACCUCAGGUCAGAUAAACCGCCGCCACUCUGACCUCACUUCCUGUAAACCUCCACAUCCACUUCCUGCUUCUGUUGCUGCUACAAAAGAUGUUCCUGAUGCUCCUCAUGGUCCUGUACAGAAUCCCAAAUCUCUACAGGAUCACAUCGCCCUCUCUCCUGUUCCCCUCUACUCACCUCAACACCCCAAUCUGUUCCUGUCCUCGUCCAGACUCUCCACCGUCUCUCCAUCAGACUCGUCUCAGCGUGCUGUUAGCAUUAGCACGGCUAACUCUCCGUGUGGCUCCGCCCCUCUCAGUGAUGAACUCAGUCCGGGGUCAAAGUUCAAGCCGCAAGCCAGACAAAACCUCUCGACGUUUUCCAGAUCCGUCGAGGCGCCGGCUCUUCCUGCUCCGCCCGAGUCCUCCGUCACAGAGAGCGGGCGGGGCCAGUGGAGGGCGGAGAACAGUCCGGUUAUUACCCAUAAACCAUCACUGACUGACAGUGAGGAAGAGGAGACGGAGACCAUGGUGACGCUCUUCAUCAGAGAGGAGGGCGACGCCUCAGAGGAACUAACGGAGAACCUGGAACCUCACCAGGAACCGACGAUACAGGACACAGACCUGAACCCAUCAGAUUCAGUCAGGAUCAAACUGGAGGAUGAAACCAUCUCACCAGUCUCGUCCCAGUCUGAGAGCAGAGACGCUGAGGAACACCAGGGUUCCUCAGAACCUCAUCAGGUCCCUCAGACUGGAACCAGCUCAAAUCAAUUUUCUACAAAUACAUCAACCAUCACCAACAAGAUCACUGAUACACACACACACACUGCACACACACACACUGCACACACACACACUGCACACACACACAGUUCUGAGCCGGUGUGUGAUGAGAUGAAGAUCCUUGUGUAUGGUGGAGUAAAGAGGUUGAAGGAUCCAGAAGAACCUGAUCCUACAGAACCGACCCCCCUGAACCCUGGUACUGCACCCAGUGAGAUGAUCCCGGCAGGUGGAAAUAAAAGCUGUGAUGAAGCAGAAGACGUGAAGAACCUGGAGGAACCUGAACAUGAACCCAGUACUGAGGAGAAAUCUGUGACAGAAUCACCUCAGUCUGAUCUUCUGGUACCUCCAGCUCACACAGAACCCACAAACAUCACUGAGCCAGAUACAGAAGGUCCAGAGGAAACAUCUGAGAUCCCAUCCUGGACCACUUUAGAGAAGAUCAAAGGAAGGAAGGGAGAAGAAAACGAUGGAGUCCGUUUGGAGACGUCAGAGAUGGAGUCUCAGGAUGGAGGCAGCAAGCCUGAAUGGAAAUCUGAAAGCGAGCAGCUGAUGAAGAGCCAGCAGGAUGAAGAUCUGAAGAAGGUUGUGGUUGGCUGUGAGGGGUGGAGUGAGGUGAGGGAGGAGUCGAUAGAGGAAACGGCUGAAAGCUCGUCUCAGAUUGAGGACCGGGGCGUGGUUACGGAGGAGGAACCUGCUGAGAUACUGGAGGAACCAUCUCCAGGCCUGGUGAAGGGAAUAUUUGGUGUGUUGUAUAAAGGUUAUGAGACGGUGACGUCCAUGCUGACCCACCCGAGCCCGAGAGAACCUGAGGAACCCGAGGACGCAGAACCAGUACCAGAGGAGAUCGAAAUCCUUCCACCAGAACCCUUCUGUGAUGCAGAACCUACCAGAGCAUCUAAAGAACCUUCUGACCUUCUCAGUCCGUCUGUACCAGAACCUUCAGGACGGAGCCUGGCGGACAAUCUGAGGUUUGCUGCUUCAGAGGUGGAACGAGAGUCAGAGAGACGUCCGACUGGAACCGCCGAGACUGAAAUGGAAGCCGAAAUUAUGAACAGUAAAAGAACGGUACACAAGCUGAAGAUCAGCACCACGCUGGAAUCAAGAGGUCAGCCCCAAGCCCAGAGUUUAGAAGAAAUGAUCGAUCAGCCGUUCCUGACCUGCGUCCCUCUGGAGGCUCAGAAGAAGCUGGAAAUAUGUGAUGGAUCACCUGGUGUCACCACUGAACCGGUUCCUCUGUUAAAGGAAGUGGAUCUGGGUGACAUAGCAGUUGAAGAAUGCUUAGAACAUCUGAGUGAAGAACCUAGUGAGAUGAAACCAGACGUUCAGAAGAAAAAGACCCACACGGGAGGUUUGAUUCCAUCUGAACCCCUGGAGGAGGAGCUGGAGUUUGAGGUGGGACAGGAGGAUGUAGGAACAGUGUGGCUGGCUGAGCUCUAUAUGAGUGAUGGACCGAAGGAAUCGCCAUCAUGGACCUCCACCGUCGAUACCACACCUCGGGCAGCACAGGAGCCAGGUUCACCUUCAGCUCUAGAUGUUACGUCACAUGAGACCGAGAGGAAAAACACCGGAGCUCCGGCGCAGGAAGUCGACUCAAGCUGCAGAGCUCCUCCUGAGAACAAUGAAACAGGAAGUGGAAGAGGUACGAAUGAAGAACAUUCCAGAGGAAGUGCUGUUCCUCCAGUGGAGGCUCCUGACUGUCCUUCAGCUAAACCCAGAGCACCAGUUUCUUCAAAGCACAUGUUAGCGACACCCAAAGAUCAGCUGGAUGAUACCAGAGGAGACAGACCUGAGAGAGAACAGCCACGUGAAACCAAAACACCUUUAGCUUCGUUACAUGAACAGCCAGAUGAGGACAAAGAGCGUUUACCAGUAACUGAAGAUCAGCCCAGUGAUACCAGUGCAUAUUCAGGAACAGUGAAAGAACAGCCAAUUAAUGUCUGUACUGUCUCGGGUGAUGCUGAAGAGUCUCCAGGAACAGAACCAUCAGACCAAGCCAAAUUAUCCUUCAAAACUGAAAAGGAACAGCCUCAGGAUGUACAAACAUCUACAGCGACUGAAUACCAGACAGAAAAAGAUCAGCCAGAUAAAAACAGAACAGCUCAUGAACAGCCAGCAGAGGCAGAAAUAUCUCUAACAGCUGAGGAAGAGCCGAGCGCUACCACAACGUCUAUAGAGACUGCCAAGGAUCACCCGGGUGAACAGCCUGAUGUAGGCAAAACAAGUUUAGGAACAGCAGAGUUACAGUCAGACCACGCUAAGCUAUCUUCAGCCAUCAAGGAAAAAUCUGAGGGUGCCAGAAGAUCCUUAGGAACAGUUAAAGAGCAGCUAAAUGAUGCUCAGUCAGGUUCAGGAAGAGCUAAUGAACAACUAGAGGUGUUUUCUAGAUCAUUAGAAGCAGCAGAGCAGCAGGUACUGGAGGCGAAGGGAUCUUUAGGAACCCGUAAAGUGCUACAAGAUGAUAAUCAAGCAUCUUCAGGAGCUAUUAAAGAUCAGAACCUGGAUGCUGAAAGAUCUUCAGGAACAAGAAUGGAGGAACCAGGUGACAUCAGGAUGAUCGCUAAGGAACAGUCCAGGAACACGUGUAGAUCUUUAGAAACAGCUACAGAACAGCUAGAUGGAGCCAGGAUGGAUCUAACUAAAUCUGAAGAUCAGCCAGAAGCCACCAACAUCUCAACAAGAGCAACCAAAUAUCAGACAGACGUUUGCUUGAGGAGCUCAGAGGAACCUCCACCUUCUCCCAAAACCAAAGAGGAAACUCUGGGUGCAUCAGAGGAGCGUUUCCUGCUGGAGAAGAUUCAUCGGAUGGCGGAGGACUCUGAUACGUCACCACUUCCUGUUCCUCGCCCCAAGAAGCGCCUCAUCCCCUCCAGGUCUGACUUUGAUCUUCCUCCGUCACCUCCCGUUCCCCACCGAGCCGACGCUUCAGCACCAGCACCUGAUCAGAAGGAAUUUCCUGUUCCUGCCGUCACUGACAAAAACCAUCCAGUAGAUGCCGAAGAGCCGAGCGCUGAUGAGACGGUGAACAUCUCAGCAGGUUCCAGAAAGGAGAUCCUGGAUUUAACAGCUAGUAAUGAAGUGGACGAAGCUGCUGAGGUUGGAGUGGAGAGAAUGAAGCUGGUACCGGUCCAGGAUGAGGAAGUUUCUCGGGUGGAUGGUCGUUCACCUCAGUCAGGAUCUCCUGACCCUGGAACAGUCCUAAUGACCGACCAUGUGACUCCAGCAGUGAUGGACCACGCCCAGAGCGCCACCGAGGAACCGACGCCGGCCGAUCGGCCCUCACAUCACAACAGAAAGAAGAACGUCCCUCCACCUGUAACCCUCCCCGAGAUAAAGCCGGGGCAGGAUGUGAGAGAGAGCACACCUGAGCAGCAGGUUCCUCCCAGUCCGGCGCUGGUCGGUUCCUCUCAGUCGCUGCUGCAGUGGUGUCAGGAGGUCACGCAGAGCUACAGGGGGGUGAAGGUCACCAACUUCAGCACAUCAUGGAGGAACGGCCUGGCCUUCUGCUCCAUCCUCCAUCACUUCCACCCCGAGAAGAUUGAUUUUGAUGCUCUGGAGCCUCAUGAUAUUAAAAUGAACAACAAGAGAGCGUUUGAUGGAUUCUCUGAGUUGGGGAUUUCUCGGCUCCUGGACCCGUCUGAUCUGGUUCUGCUGUCGGUUCCGGACCGUCUGAUGGUGAUGACCUACCUGAGUCAGAUCCAAUCUCACUUCUCCGGUCAGGAUCUGAGCGUCCUGCAGUUAGAGACCAACAGCAGCGAGUCCAGCUACGCCGUCACCACGCCCCACGCCACCAUGCCCUUCUGCCCUCUACCGGCUCAAAGCAACAGCAGCGACGCCCAAACGCCCAAACACGCCCUGCUGCCCCCACCCAGAACCAAGCGGGCCGGGAAAGGGGAGGAGACGAGUACGGAGGGCGUGGCACAGACACCGGUGGCUCCACCGCGAAACAAACAGCCAGUCGGGAAAGAGAACGAGAGCGAGGUCUUUGUAAAUGAGGAUGGAAACACAUCAAAGGCUGCUGAACCCACACCAGCACCAGCAGAACCAGCAGAACCAGAACCAACGGACACCAGUCAGUACGUGGUGAAUGAGAUAAAAGCUCUGGAACUGGAGCAGAAACACAUCGACACCAGAGCGGCUGUAGUGGAGCGCAGACUGAGACGCCUCAUGGAGACAGGCAGCGAUAAGGAUCAGGAGGAGACGCUGAUACAGGAGUGGUUCACUCUGGUUAAUAAGAAGAACGCUCUGAUCAGGAGACAGGAUCACCUGGAGAUGUUACAGGAGGAACAGGACCUGGAGAGAAGAUUUGAGCUUCUGACCCGGGAGCUCAGAGCCAUGAUGGCUGUAGAAGAGUGGAAGAAGAGCGACGCUCACCAGCGGCGGGAGCAGCUGCUCCUGCAGGAACUGGUUUCUCUGGUCAACCAGCGAGAUGAACUGGUUCGAGACAUGGACACCAAAGAGAGAGGGGCGCUGGAGGAGGACGCCCGGCUGGAGAGAGGACUCGAGCUCCGGCGCCGAAAAUACAGCAACAAGGAGAAAUGCGUCCUGCAGUAACAUCACACUGCAGCUCCUGCAGCAGGAACCCAAUCCACCUUCUGCACCUUCUACGUUCAUCCGGGCUAAUUAACCUGCUCGCGUAAUGAUUAGCGCUCAUGCUAGCUCAGCGUAUUCGCAGUAUUUUGUUGUUCUUGUUUACAUGCAGCGGUGGACUGGCGCUGUCGAACCUUCUUCCACAGACGCUCACUAGGAGCACCAGCAAAAGAUUCACUUUGAUCCAGAACUCACUGCAGUGUGUUGCUUCCAGGUGGCUCUGGAACCACCCUGACCCUGACCAGGAUGAAGCCAUCAGUGCCUGAAUCAGAACUCAGACCGUAGUUUAAAGUUUCACUUGAUUUGAAGUGAGUAGCAGCAGAUGUGGGUCCCGGGUGCCAGGGUUCCAUCCUCACCUCAGGUAGCAGUGAGGAGUUUAGCAUGUUCUCCCCGCAGUACUGUGCGUUUUAUUUCAGUAUUAUGGUGACCCCCGGGUGUGGGAGGGUGAAUCUGUGACUGACGCCCCGUGAUGAAUGAGGGGUUUGUUAGGGUGGCACCACAGUGCUGUACAGAAGCAGGUGGAAUCAGAUGAUCCAGGUUAUUCAGAUGCGCAGGUUUAGAUGAUCAGAUAAUCAGAUUCUGGUUCUGAUAACGUGCAAUAAAAUGUAGAUUUAAAUCCGUGUUAUGACUGAGAUGAUGAGUUCAGCAGCCAUGCCUGCUUCUUAUUUGUUUAAGUUUAAUUUUGUCUGAUUCUGAUUACACGUGUUUAAGUCUCACAUGUCCUCAUAUUAUUGGACUUUGGGACUGGAUUAGAUUUAGUGCUUUAUCGGGGCGCUCGGGUUUGAGUCCUGAUGUCCGGUGCACAGCAGACACAGUUGGGCGUGUCUGUAGGAGGGAGGGCUGCAUGGGGAUCCGGAGGGGAUUCAGUGUGAGUGGUGGAGGAGUACAGCGGGAUGAAUGUGCUCCUCUCUACAAACUGUUUGCACUGAGAGAUUUUUAUUAAAAUAUAAAAUGUGUUGAACCACAAAGUGCUUUUAAAGGUUUUGUACUGAGUUAUUGUGUUUCUGUUUAUUUAUAAUAAUAUUUGAUGGAUAUUUACACAGAACUGCAGGUUAUUUGUGUUCAGUUUGGUUUAUGGAGUGAAUGAAUGAUAUAUACGGUGUUUAGUGACGCUGCUGUGGCUUCAGUUUCCUAAAUAAUCAUGAAUAAAUUCAUCACUGCUGCGUGACAUUUGUGUUUAUUAAUGAUUAAAGUUGAUGUUGUGUUUUCA
Messenger RNA from Trichomycterus rosablanca, 7690 nucleotides. It is a transcript of the gene ehbp1l1b, whose product is annotated as EH domain binding protein 1-like 1b. The coding region runs from base 193 to 6444 and encodes 2083 amino acids. Gene Ontology annotation, biological process: actin cytoskeleton organization. Lineage: Eukaryota; Metazoa; Chordata; Actinopteri; Siluriformes; Trichomycteridae. The record is from RefSeq and is a predicted model, not a curated record. Gene Ontology annotation, cellular component: microtubule organizing center; filamentous actin. Gene Ontology annotation, molecular function: protein binding. The transcript is spliced from 28 exons.